CCAAGAACUUUGUGCCAAAAGAAAGAUAACCUAAAAAACUUAGAGAUCAGUUUGCGUCAUCCUCAUUCUUCAACGCCGCAUCCGUGCUUCCCCGGCGACGGCAACAACGUCACGUUCGUCUCAUCGUCCUUCCAUGGCGUGCAGCAUUCUAGCGCCGUGCAAGCGAGCCCUUGCUCGGCUCUUCCGCAUCCCAGCUUCCAUCAGGGCCUUCCGGUUCCGUAAGUCCUCCGCCAAGAUGAGCCCCCACAACCGCCGCCGCCGCCGCGGUCGCAGCUCGAGCCGGAGUCUCCAGCUGUUCAGGCCGCUCAUCCGCUCCUCCUCCACGCCGGAAACCUCGACGGAGAGCCCUACCGCGUGCAGGGCAGCAGUGCCUGAGGCGCCGGUGCAAGCGGCGGCGCCCGUGCCGUCGCCGGAGACGCCAGCUUACGUGAAGAUGGUGGAGCGGCUUCGGUCGAGGACGAGCACGUGCACUGGAGAGGAGAAGGAUGCAUGCCAUAGCUUCGAGAGCUGCCUCAUGGAGAUUUUGACGGAGGAAGGCAAGGUGCAGGACGUGGAGGAGCUGCUGCAGUGCUGGGAGCGGCUCAAGUCGCCGGUGUUCGUCGAUCUAGUCUGCCGGUUCUACGGCGAUCUGUGCAAGGACUUGUUCUCCUCGGCCGGGGGUGACGACAGUGGGAACGCUGACAGGGACGAGGGAUUAGUCUCCACGUCGGCCGCUCUGUUAGGGUAACUCAUUGCAGCACCUUUUUUGUAACACAAAACCUUCGGUUUCUCCUCGAUGCUCCAUCAAAAUAUGCAGCUGAAUAAUUCAAAUUUUCAAUCCAGGUUUUUAUGCUGUACCACCGGCUCAACAACUACAUAGGUUGGGCUAACCAAUCAGCCCAAAUUUAAACCAAGUUCAAAUG
Messenger RNA from Lolium perenne, 902 nucleotides. RefSeq lists its product as uncharacterized. NCBI's taxonomy places the organism in Eukaryota, Viridiplantae, Streptophyta, Magnoliopsida, Poales, Poaceae. Gene Ontology annotation, biological process: negative regulation of DNA-templated transcription. The record is from RefSeq and is a predicted model, not a curated record.